Molecule: messenger RNA, 1002 nt
Organism: Anopheles aquasalis
Lineage: Eukaryota; Metazoa; Arthropoda; Insecta; Diptera; Culicidae
Product: DNA repair protein RAD51 homolog 4-like
Biological process (GO): DNA strand invasion; telomere maintenance; reciprocal meiotic recombination
Cellular component (GO): Rad51B-Rad51C-Rad51D-XRCC2 complex; replication fork; microtubule organizing center
Molecular function (GO): ATP-dependent DNA damage sensor activity; ATP binding; four-way junction DNA binding
Source: RefSeq, a predicted model, not a curated record
AUGGACGAGACAGCACUUUCACCCGAUUUACACCCGCUACUGACCGCGUACGUGAUAGGAUUAUUGGGCAAAAACGGUGUUACUACGUUGGAAAGUUUCUUUGAAAUCAAUGGCGGUAGACUUGCGAAGAUCGCGAAUCUACCGCCUAUUGCCUUCGUCUCCGUAAGAUCACAGCUGGCGCAACAACUCACGCCUUUGAUCCAGAGCGCUGCCUCACUGGCCAAUCGUGAACGGCGUCCGAUCGUGACGGGCAUCACCGAGCUCGAUAAACUCCUAAAAGGUGGCCUACGACCGGGACACAUCUACGAACUGUGCGGUGAUUCCUGUACCGGUAAAACCCAACUCUGUCAUACGCUGGCCGCGAAUGUGGCCUUCACAAGCAGCAACCGGCCGGUCUAUUACAUCGACACAAAGUGUGCCUUUUCUGCCAUCAAAAUCCAGCAAAUUCUCGAACGACAGCACAAGGAUUUGACCGAACGAAGUUUGGCGCGCACACUGGACAACAUCAAGGUGGAACGUGUGUUCAAUCCCGAGCUGCUACUACAAGCGAUCCAGCAGCUGGCAAAGAACAAGCGAGCGGAAGACGAUCCUGCUCCAGCUCUUCUUAUCAUCAAUUCGAUUCCCUCGCUCUGGUACCUGCCUCUUCGUUCAGGUAGCCCCUUAGGUUCGGUCGGAUUUCUGAGGGCGCUAAUCUGCGCUUUGCGCCGGUUCGCUGCGGAGCAUUCGGUAGCGGUGGUGCUCGUCAAUAUUACGCUACGGUCACAGGGUGGAGCAAAGGCGAGCGAACGGAAGCUAACCCCCUCCGGAAGCUAUCUGGCAAUGGGCAAGUCCUGGGAAAGUGCACCGGACACGAGGCUGCUACUGUUGACGAAGCGGAAGACCAACGAUAACGGUGAAAGGAUUGUGCAGGUUUGGAAGAGCAAGCACCUUCGAACGGGCGCCAAGGCAACAGUUCGGAUCACCGAUGCUGGGAUAAAUUGAUCGCGAGACACGUGGCUAAAU